Molecule: messenger RNA, 1112 nt
Organism: Mauremys reevesii (Reeves's turtle)
Lineage: Eukaryota; Metazoa; Chordata; Testudines; Geoemydidae
Product: killer cell lectin-like receptor subfamily F member 1
Exons: 6
Coding region: 1-747 (248 amino acids)
Source: RefSeq, a predicted model, not a curated record
AUGGAGGAUGAAGAAGGUUACAUGGUAUUAAACCUCCGACGGCAGGAGAAAACCACCACCCGCCCAUCAUCAGGGAGGAUCCAAGAUUCUCCUUUGAGUUCCCAGUGCUAUAAACGCAUGCUAGGGAUUUUGGGGGCCGUUUGCAUCAUUCUGACAUUAGCCGUGAUCAUUUUGACUGUCCUGGUUUUCCAGGGCCGCUCCCUGCAGACGGACACCGGCGCAGUCUCAUCGGUCCCUGAGAGCAGCGGUGUCGCUCAGAGACACUCCCCCGGCAGAGAAUGCAACAGGAGCCUGGAAGACUUGGUGUCUCGCCUGAAGCAGAGUCUGUGUCACUCAGCCCAGAGCCCCUCAGCAGACGGCUCCAGCUGCAAACUCUGCCCCAUGGACUGGCUGUCACGCAGGGGAAAGUGUUACUGGUUUUCCAAAGACAGCAAAAACUGGACCGAGAGCCGUGCUGACUGCUCAGCGAAGAGCUCUCGAAAGCUAGCGAUCCAGGACCAGGAGGAGAUGGAGUUCAUACAGAACGUCACACGGGGUAGAUAUCACGUCUGGCUCGGGCUCAGUGUUCCAUCUGCAGAGAAGAACUGGACCUGGGUGGACAACUCCGUGUUAGACCAAACUCUGUUCCCAGUAACGGGUCCUGCCGACGUGAACGGCUGCGGGGUGAUAAAAGGGAAUCGGAUUCACUCUGAAACCUGCAGUGCUGAAUUCAAAUGGAUUUGCCAGAAGGAAGCCGUGCUGCUCUAAACAGUGGCAUUAGAGACACUCGUUCCUGUAACAGACCAGCACACUGCCUUGGGUUUCAGUCUUCAGGCCAGACUUCCAGGAGCCGAUAUGCCUGCAGAGACAUGUACGUGCAUCCUCAGAUCAGCUAUUUGUAUCUUCAACUCGGGUAAAUGCAUGUGCAAAUCAGGCCCAAGGGCAAAGGAGCAUCUCAUGGACGUAAACACUGCACUAUUGACUCUGAUCCAGCAAGAACACGCCACUUCCUCCCCCUGUAUCCCCUCCCCCUGUAUCCCCUUCCACCAUCAUUGAUUCCCUGGCUCCAUCCCUUACUCCUUCACCCCUUUCUCUUCACCCCCAAUGCCUCUUCUGCUUUCUGCCUCUCAGGC